AUGGAAAAGCUUUUACAUUGGUCAAUUGCUAACGCACAAGGAGACGACGAAGCUAAGGCUAGGGCUGGUCAGCCAGACCCUAAACUAUUGGAACAGCUAUUUGGUGGUGGUCCAGACGAGCCUACUUUGAUGAAACAUGCAAUGGCCGUGAUAUCCAAUCCAGAAGCUACUUUAGAGAACAAAUUAGUUGCAUUUGACAACUUCGAAAUGUUGAUUGAGAAUUUGGACAACGCGAACAACAUUGAGAACAUGAAAUUGUGGGAACCAUUGAUUACUGUUUUGGAUGACCCUGAACCUGAAUUGCGGGCCUUUGCAUUGUCUGUCACUGGUACUGCUGUUCAGAAUAAUGAUCAGUCGCAAAAUAACUUUGCCAAGUACGAUGGAGCACUAGCAAAAGUGAUAAAACUAGCAUCAGGCCGUGCAGAAGACGCGCAAGUGAGAACUAAGGCCUUCUAUACCUUAUCUAACUUGAUCAGACACAAUAAGUUGAUAUAUGAUCAGUUCAACCAGUUGAAUGGUCUUCAGAUCAUUGCGCCAGUCUUGAAGGAUGCUAAUGCAAGCGAAAAAUUAAAGUUAAGAGCGAUGGCACUUUUAUCGACUGUCUUGACUGUUGCUGAUAUGAACGCAGAUUUCUUUGCUCUACUGCGAGCUUACAAUAUCAUUGAGACGACUCUAGAGUUCUUGCAUCCUGAGUGUAACUUAUAUUUGAUCGACAGAGUACUCAACUUCUUCUCACAACUUAUCAAUGUCGGUUUUGAGUUCUCUGCUACAGAACUUGAGAAGCUUAAGGUUGGGGUGAAGAACAUUGAACCCGUAGAAGCUCAAUUGAAUGAAGAUGAUUACAAAACUGUUCAGUAUGUAUCUAAGUGA
Messenger RNA from Kluyveromyces lactis, 870 nucleotides. RefSeq names its product Hsp70 nucleotide exchange factor FES1 (gene FES1). The record is from RefSeq and is a predicted model, not a curated record. Lineage: Eukaryota; Fungi; Ascomycota; Saccharomycetes; Saccharomycetales; Saccharomycetaceae. The coding region runs from base 1 to 870 and encodes 289 amino acids. The transcript has a single exon.